CUUCUCGCUGUUGCCUCGGUCCGAUCGACUACUGAUCCAGCGCUAGCUCAUCUCCAGAGCAGUUGCCCAAGCCGGUGCCUGCCGAGUCUGGCUUUGGUCGGACCUGUCCAGUCGCUCAAGAAGUGCACAGCGGCCUCGAGCUUCACUCUGCAAAGUGCACGCCCGCCUCCCCAUGCACCUGCCCGGUUGCGCACCAGCCAUGACCGACGGGAGCUUCUCGCUCUCUGGCCACCUGCUUCGCAGCCCGGGCGGGAGCACCUCGCGCUUGCACAGCAUUGAGGCCAUCCUGGGCUUUACCAAGGACGACGGGAUCCUAGACCCCUUUCCUGCAGAGAGGGGUUCCAGGGGCGCGAAGGAACGGGAUCCCAGGCUGGGGGCGCGGCCCGCCUGCCCCAAGGCGCCAGCCGAAGGCUCUGAGUCUUCCCCACCGCCAGCCCCAGGGCUGGUCCCGGAGUAUGAAGCUUCUCGCCCCUGCUACCCCAAGGAGCAGGGAGAGGCACGGCCAAGCCCAGGACUGCCGGUUGGACCAACAGCAGGUGACUCGAAGCUGCCGGAGGAGGAACCUCCCAAGAAGAAGCACCGACGCAACCGCACAACGUUCACUACGUACCAACUGCACGAGCUGGAGCGGGCCUUCGAGAAAUCCCACUACCCCGAUGUGUACAGCCGUGAGGAGCUGGCGGGCAAAGUUAACCUACCCGAGGUUCGGGUUCAGGUGUGGUUCCAGAACCGACGGGCUAAGUGGAGGCGGCAGGAGAAACUGGAAGUGUCGUCCAUGAAGCUGCAGGACUCUCCCCUCCUCUCCUUCAGUCGCUCCCCGCCUUCCUCGGCUCUGGCUCCUCUGGGAACCGGCGCGGGCAGUAGCGGACCUCCCGGGAGUGCCCUGCCGCUGGAGCCUUGGCUCGGGCCGCCCCUGGCGGGUGGAGGCGCCACAGCGCUGCAGAGCCUGCCGGGCUUCGGGCCACCGGCGCAGGGCCUCCCGGCCAGCUACACACCACCGCCGCCCUUCCUGAACUCCACGCCCCUGGGCCCCGGUCUGCAGCAGCUCGGGCCACCGCCCGCAUACCCGUGCGCGCCCGGAUUCGGGGACAAGUUCUCGCUGGAAGAGGCAUACCCGCGCAACAGCAGCAUCGCGGCGCUGCGCCUGAAGGCCAAGGAGCACAUCCAGGCCAUCGGGAAGCCCUGGCAAGCCCUCUAGAGGCGCUGCGGAGCGUGAUGCGAGCCCUGAUCACCCAGCCUGGGUGGCCGCUCUCUCUUUGCUAGUCCAGCUGCUGGCCACUAACCAGCCUCCGGUGGGACACUCGCGCCUUCUCCUGACUGUCAAGAAAGGCCAACUGAACCCCAACUGGGUUACCAGAGGGACGAGCUGCAAGUCCCCCUGGCCACACCGCUCCUAGCUGCUCCCCAUAAGCAUCAGCACCCAUCACCAGGAGGGACCAAGGAUAUUGACCUGGGAUGUUCCGGAUGGAGGGAAAAGGGAGUCAGAAAACUUAGAG
Messenger RNA from Mesocricetus auratus (golden hamster), 1496 nucleotides. RefSeq names its product retina and anterior neural fold homeobox (gene Rax). Gene Ontology annotation, molecular function: DNA-binding transcription factor activity, RNA polymerase II-specific; RNA polymerase II cis-regulatory region sequence-specific DNA binding. The coding region runs from base 173 to 1198 and encodes 341 amino acids. Lineage: Eukaryota; Metazoa; Chordata; Mammalia; Rodentia; Cricetidae. The record is from RefSeq and is a predicted model, not a curated record. Gene Ontology annotation, biological process: positive regulation of transcription by RNA polymerase II. The transcript is spliced from 3 exons.